AUGACCACCGAAACAUUUCUUGCUGCCUUACGACUCUUUUUUGCCCAACGAGGUUACAGUUCUAGCAUCUAUAGUGACUGUGCAUCGACGUUUGCUGGUGCAAACGCAGUUCUGAAGGCAGAUUUUGCUGCCUAUCGAAAACAGCUAGAAGAAGGGGCACGCUCCGUCUCUUGCCACGGUGUCUCGUGGCACUUCAUCCCUCCAGGCUCUUCAAACUUUGGUGGCAUGUGGGAGGCUGGUGUCAAGAGCAUGAAGCACCAUCUAAGGCGAACCAUCGGAGAUGCAACUCUGACUUUCGAGGAGUUUUAUACCGUUCUCAAGCAAAUUGAAGCGGUACUUAAUUCGAGGCCUCUUUCAGCCCUCUCUGAUGAUCCCGAUGACCUAACUGCUUUGACUCCGGGGCAUUUCUUGGUGGGGGGUCCCAUCACUGCUACUCCGGAACCAGACCUAAUCGAAGUCAAAACAGUGGGCGACCUAGUGUUAGUCCGAGAUGAACGACUACCACCCACUCAAUGGCCACUUGGCCGUGUCUUAGAGGUACAUACUGGUGAAGACAAUCUUGUACGGGUUGCUACGAUUCGUACACAGUCAUCAAUAUAUAAACGGGCUAUCUCCAAGUUGGUUGUGCUUCCAAUUGACAACAGCCCUAUUGAUGAACACGGUGGGCGGCCAGAUGUUUCGUCACAAUAA
Messenger RNA from Episyrphus balteatus (marmalade hoverfly), 690 nucleotides. RefSeq lists its product as uncharacterized. The coding region runs from base 1 to 690 and encodes 229 amino acids. NCBI's taxonomy places the organism in Eukaryota, Metazoa, Arthropoda, Insecta, Diptera, Syrphidae. The record is from RefSeq and is a predicted model, not a curated record. Gene Ontology annotation, molecular function: nucleic acid binding. The transcript is spliced from 2 exons.